GUCUUGUGCCUUGCGUUCCACGAUAUUUCACCCCAAGCUCCAACACAUUUCCUAGUGAUUCCUAAGAAGCCUAUUGUCAGGUUAUCAGAAGCAGAAGAUUCUGAUGAAUCUCUUCUUGGGCAUUUAAUGAUUGUUGGCAAGAAGUGUGCUGCUAACCUGGGCCUGACCAAUGGAUUCCGGAUGGUUGUGAAUGAAGGGCCUGAGGGUGGGCAGUCUGUCUAUCACGUACAUCUCCAUAUUCUGGGUGGCCGUCAGUUGGGCUGGCCUCCUGGCUAAGAUUACAUCACAAGAGUUAACUGCAUGCAUACAUAUUACCACCAGAUAGAGUUAACAAUGUUGCCCAUCAAUCUAGCCACUGUAAAUGUAUUUUUUUUUCAGUGUAUGUCUUCCAAGGGUAAUAAAUGCUCUGAAUAACAUUCGCACAAUAAAGAUAUGGCAUGUGAGAAU
Nestor notabilis (Kea) is the source of this 447-nucleotide messenger RNA. It is a transcript of the gene HINT1, whose product is annotated as histidine triad nucleotide binding protein 1. The record is from RefSeq and is a predicted model, not a curated record. Gene Ontology annotation, biological process: purine ribonucleotide catabolic process. The annotation marks the transcript as partial. Gene Ontology annotation, molecular function: hydrolase activity. Lineage: Eukaryota; Metazoa; Chordata; Aves; Psittaciformes; Psittacidae. The transcript has 3 exons. Gene Ontology annotation, cellular component: nucleus; cytoplasm.